AGAUAUUUGCUGGACAUAGACAGCUGUCGAGGCAGACGAUCAAAAUGGCGUCAGUCCGUCUUUGUUUGGUGUUUUUGCUACUCAGCAUCGCUGGUGCCUUAUGUCGGAAGACCUCGAAGAAAAGUCUACUAGAUGUACACACGCGCGCGACGUGCCUGUCCACCCAGUUCGCCUGUAGGGACGGGCUCAAGUGUAUCCCACAAAAGUGGGUCUGCGAUACGACUGACGAUUGCAACGAUGGCUCCGACGAGAGAGUCAACUGUCCCACUGACUGCUCCCACGUCAAUCAGUACCGCUGUGUCUCCGGAGAUUGCGUAUCACGUGACUUUGUGUGUGACGGUGGCCGAGAUUGUAUGGACGGCUCAGAUGAGUUAAGAUGUGAGGAAUUUGUUUGCUCUGAAGACGAGAUCAAGUGUGACAACCACAUCUGUAUAGAGAGAACCUGGGUGUGUGACGGUGAAGAUGAUUGUGGUAACGGAUGGGAUGAGAAGAACUGCGUCGGUUAAACGGAAUUGAUCUAUGUCAAAAAUUUGAUAUAUUUGAUUUUUUCCCCCACACACGUCUCUUAAUAUCAGAUCAUUGAUCAUCCACUAAUUAGUCUGAAUCGAAAAAAGAAAUAUCUCCUUAUCAUCUAAAUAAAGAGG
Messenger RNA from Physella acuta, 644 nucleotides. Its product is annotated as very low-density lipoprotein receptor-like. Lineage: Eukaryota; Metazoa; Mollusca; Gastropoda; Physidae. Gene Ontology annotation, molecular function: protein binding. Gene Ontology annotation, cellular component: signaling receptor complex; plasma membrane. The record is from RefSeq and is a predicted model, not a curated record.